AGGAUUGGAAUGGCUCGACGUAAUGAAUGUUUGGAAUGCAAAGUAUUUGUGGGUGGCCUGCCAAAUGAUGCAUCAAGUGAAGAACUAGAAGAAGCAUUCAGUAAAUAUGGUCGUAUCAAAAAAGUUUGGCUAGCACGUCGCCCACCUGGUUUUGCAUUUGUUGAAUUCGAGGAUAGUCGAGAUGCGGAAGAUGCAGUGAAAGGACUUGAUGGAACACGUAUUUGUGGUGUCCGCCCAAGAGUGGAAUUUUCACAUGGUGGUUCGCGCCGCAGUGGUCGAGGAGGUGGAGGGAGACGUCGUUCGAGGACACCGAUACGCCGACGAUCACUCAGUCGUUCGCGUUCACCGCCACCGCGACGAUCGCCGCGGUAUAGCCGUAGCCGGAGUCGUAGUGUAAAUCGGGAUAAAUGAGCAGAUCAAUAACGACAGUGCAUUUCAAUCUAUAACAAAUAAUAUGUAACGUAAAGAUCCAGUGAGACGCGGCAAGAUUUGUCGGUUAAUUGUUCUUAAUCUAAUGUGAAAUCCCUCCACGUUUUUGAUGAUUUCGUUUGUCUGCUAUCAUUGUUUGCCGCAAAAGUGGAAAAACGUUGCUGUAUUUCAAGAAUUUUUUAGAAGAUAAUGUUGCUUGCUAUAGCUACAUCUUUUUUCAUAAUUUUUUUUUUGAUUUAUGUAGAACUACCAUCAUUAUUUGUUAUUAUGGAACUGCUAGUAUUGCAAUAAAAUGUUUUGAAAAAAUAGAAAAUAGAUUUAAAAUAUCGAAAUGACACGGUUAGUAUAUGCUGAUGCGAAUCAUACUUUUCAAAUCGUCGAUGACUGAAUUUAACCAUCUAAAAGCCUUUACGAGAAUUUAUCAUUCAUCG
Loa loa (African eye worm) is the source of this 860-nucleotide messenger RNA. RefSeq lists its product as hypothetical. The record is from RefSeq and is a predicted model, not a curated record. The transcript has 6 exons. Gene Ontology annotation, cellular component: nuclear speck. NCBI's taxonomy places the organism in Eukaryota, Metazoa, Nematoda, Chromadorea, Rhabditida, Onchocercidae. Gene Ontology annotation, biological process: mRNA splicing, via spliceosome. Gene Ontology annotation, molecular function: RNA binding. The coding region runs from base 10 to 411 and encodes 133 amino acids.